Molecule: messenger RNA, 510 nt
Organism: Echinococcus granulosus
Lineage: Eukaryota; Metazoa; Platyhelminthes; Cestoda; Cyclophyllidea; Taeniidae
Exons: 6
Coding region: 1-510 (169 amino acids)
Source: RefSeq, a predicted model, not a curated record
AUGAAAGUUAUUGAUACAAAAUCGCAGCUGUUGAAGGUAAAACUCACAAUAGCGAAAUACAAGCUGAUAACAAAUGAUAUGAAAAAUUUGCAUUAUGACAGCAACAGAAUGGUGUUGGAAAAUUUGCUUUGCUGUUGUUUUAACAAAUUCCACUUUCCAGCUCCGAAAAGGGUAAUCGAAUGCUGUUGUGUAUUUAGACGGCAAGGUAUCUUGUCCAUGGGUUCCAGUGAGGAACAACUAAAAAUGCAUUCAAAUUAUGUUAUUAAAUUUAAACUACUAAAACUAUUUAAACGUUCCAAAUUUCUUCUAAUCCUAACAACAAAGGGAAAAAAUGAGAUCAUUAAAAAUUUCGUAGAAAAUAAGAACAAUGAAGCAUUACAGAACACUCUCCAAGGGCAUAUGGUGACGAAAUCAUUUGCCUAUUUAGCCUUAUGUUUUACAAAAUGUAUUGCUAAUAACCAACAAAGGAGAGGUGGUUUCCAAUGUGCUCUUGCUACGCAUUCACUAUGA